UCCGCCUCCCUUCCUCUUCUUUUUUCCUUCCGAUGUUCUCGCUGCUGCCGCCGCUGCCGCCGCCGCCGCCAGGUUUGAGAAACCGGGAGCCGCUCCAGGCACCCAGUUAGCAGCUCCCCUGAGCAGCCAGUGGUGGUGUGGGGCAUGGCAGCAGUGUGGCAGCAAGUGUUGGCUGUAGAUGCACGGUACAACGCAUACCGCACCCCAAACUUCCCUCAGUUCCGUACACAAUACAUCCGCCGACGAAGCCAGCUGCUGCGGGACAACGCAAAAGCAGGCUUCGACCCCCUGCUUCGUAAGCAAUACCUGCGGCUACGCAGUCAGCUUUUGGCCCAGCGCUACGGCCCCCUCUCAGAACAGAGCAGCUUUCGAGCCUACAGCAACAGUAUUGUCCGAAGCAGUCGCACUACACUUGAUCGCAUGGAGGAUUUUGAUGACGACCCGAGAGCACUGGGUGCCCGAGGCCACCGCCGCUCUGUCAGCCGAGGUUCCUACCAGCUGCAGGCUCAAAUGAACCGAGCUGUCUAUGAUGAAAGAUCUCCAGGUAGUGUUGUCCCCACUUCAGUGGCAGAAGCCAGUCGUGCUAUGGCUGGGGAUACUACACUAAGUGAGAACUAUGCCUUUGCUGGCAUGUACCAUAUCUUUGACCAGCAUGUGGAUGAAGCUGUGCCUAAAGUUCAGUUUGCCAAUGAUGACAAACACCUACUAGCCUGCUGCUCUCUAGAUGGCACCAUUUCAGUGUGUCAGUUAGUACCCACUCCCCCUGUGGUGCUUCGAGUGCUGAAAGGACACAGCCGUGGCGUAUCUGACUUUGCUUGGUCUCUCUCCAAUGACAUUAUUGUUUCCACUUCACUUGAUGCCACAAUGCGCAUUUGGGCUACAGAAGAUGGCAAGUGUAUCCGGGAAAUCCCAGAUCCAGACGCUUCUGAGCUACUUUGCUGUACUUUUCAGCCAAUGAACAAUAAUCUCACAGUGGUGGGGAAUGGAAAACACAACCUUCAUGUGAUGAACAUCUCAACAGGGAAAAAAGCGAAGGGUGGCUCAAGCAAACUAACAGGCCGAGUCCUCUCUCUCUCCUUCGAUUCCCCUGGGCGUAUCCUUUGGGCGGGAGAUGACAAAGGCAGCAUAUUCUCAUUCCUCUUUGACAUGGCCACAGGAAAACUGACCAAAGCCAAACGCCUAGUGGUUAAUGAGGGAAGUUCUAUCACCAGUAUCUCAGCCCGUUCCUGGAUCAGCAGAGAAGCACGGGACCCCUCUCUCCUCAUCAAUGCAUGUAUUAACAAGCUAUUGUUAUAUAGGGUAGUGGAUAAUGAAGGAACGCUGCAGCUUAAGAGAAGUUUCCAAAUACAGCAGAGCUCACAUCCUGUCCACAGCAUUUUCUGCCCCCUAAUGUCUUUCCGUCAAGGCGCUUGCAUUGUGACUGGAAGUGAAGAUAUGUGUGUGUAUUUCUUUGAUGUGGAACGCGCCACCAAGGCUAUCGUUAACAAACUUCAAGGUCAUAGUGCUGCAGUCUUGGAUGUCAGCUUUAACUGUGAUGAGAGUCUCUUGGCAUCCAGUGAUGCUAAAGGCAUGGUUAUUGUCUGGAAAAGAGAACAGAAGUAGCAUAUUUUCCAGUGACAAGCGCAAGGAAAAAUACAUACGAAACACAGCUGUGAGGAGGAUGGGAGUCCUAAAGGAGGAUUAAAGGAUCCAAUAUUUCUUCAUAUUGUUGGUUUAUAUCUUCUUCAGCCUGGAGCAUAUCGAGCAUACUUCCAUUCAGACCACUGCUUUUGUCCUUUUCAGUUGGUGAGAUUUUGUAUAGCAUGCAAAGGAUUCUACUUAAUCCUGUGAAAUGUGGUUUAAUGGACUUUACCAUCCAGAUUACACUGUUCUUUUGCCAGGAUCAUUUGCUGAAAGCAAAGGUGGCCAACUGUGUUACAGGAACUGCUUAUCAGUUGGUAUAAAAACGUUUAGGACUUCAAGGGUUCUUUUCUGACUCAAGAAUAUGAAACCUAACUUGGUUUCAAUCCCAUUUAAUACCAGUCUUUUCCUAGAUAGCAUGAAGCUGUAUGAACAGUGGCCCCAUUUCUUCCUGGAAAUAAAUUUUACACCAUGGAUUAAAAUACCAUGCUCAUUAUAAUGGAACACAAAGGACAUCAAAGAUGAGGAAAAACACCUGCCUCUAUUAAGAAGGAUCAACCUGUGUUGUUACUGAAUUUGUGAACUUCUGCAGCUUUAAAUUUGUGCACAGACUGCUCUUCAAUAUAUUAGAAUGAUUUGUUUGUUUAUAUAGUAGGAUAUUUGCUUUAGCAUGUUUCUCAAGAACAGGUUGACAAAGUAUCUUCCUCGUAUAGCAUUUGUGUAUGAAAGCCACAGAUAUGAACAGAGCAUUUAAUUUCACAUUUAAUUCCACGUUACUAGUUACGUGUCUGGAAUCUACCAAAAUAGUUAGCAUAUUCCUGAUGCCUAGCUGCAGAAACAAGUUUUCUUAGAAAUGAAGCUCUGGAAUGGGUCUACUUAAAUUGAAAAAUGAUUUUUUGUCACAUCUUUCACAGCAUGCAUGAAAUUGGGAUAAAAGGGGAAGGGUAGUUGUAUUGAACUUUUUGUAUUGUGGCUGUUAGUUUUUCUUUAGCUUUGUUCUCUCUCUUGUGCACAAGAAGAAAUUCUUUCUAAAUUCACUGUCACGGGAAAAAAUAGCAGGUGGCAUUUAGCCAGAUAGGUUUUUUAGGCAGAUACCUGGCAGAGAAGAUCAGACAGAGAUACAGUAGUACAAUUAGGUAAUCUUAUCAAGAAGUAUGAAUUGAGCUAAGGGGAUCAUAUCCAUGGACAUGCAAGCCAGUCAUAUCUUUGUAGCAUGGAAGUUGCAGAGCCUUAAGCAGAGUUGAAAAGAUUAAGAGAUUAUGUGGUAAUGUUGUUUGAAAUAUAUAAAAGAGUUUAGUCCUAGAAGAAGGUUAUUUAUGUUAGGCUGAAAAAAGUAUAAAGUUAACAAUGUAAAGUAGCAUGGGACCUUCAAACAGAAAUCAUAAGUACUGUAUGUUUAGGUAAAGGUAUGUUUUUCUAACAGAUAAUAUAGCUGUAUUUCUAAUAAACUGUAACUGCAGUCUACCA
This is a messenger RNA of Candoia aspera, 3087 nucleotides long. RefSeq names its product WD repeat domain 13 (gene WDR13). Gene Ontology annotation, cellular component: nucleus. Lineage: Eukaryota; Metazoa; Chordata; Lepidosauria; Squamata; Candoiidae. The record is from RefSeq and is a predicted model, not a curated record. Gene Ontology annotation, molecular function: promoter-specific chromatin binding; protein binding. The coding region runs from base 145 to 1602 and encodes 485 amino acids. The transcript has 10 exons.